UCUUUCAAAGUCGCCGUGUUUUCUUAUUGUAUAAAAACAUUAAAAUAAUCACAAAAUGUACACAGAAGUGGAUGUAUUCGUUAGUAAUUACACUCUAAUAGAUCCUGAAAUAUAUCAGUUAUGGAUAGAAGGUUGCUCAUCAAGCGAAGCAGUAUCCACGCUGCACCAGCGCGGUGUUGCCAAGCAGAUGGGGGCCUCCGUGGAGCUCAUCGCCAGCGAUGUGCUGGAUCACUACAGGACGUUUGCACUCUUGGAGCGACUACUCACAGUGCCGACCAAGCUGUCGGAGCAGAUGGUGUUCCAGAUAGAUGAGGCUACCAAACAGAUGCUCAUUGAGAAGUAUUAUGAGUUGGACGAUGCAGUAAUAAGGGAGCUGCUUGGACGAAAACUGUCGUCAAGGCAUAGAAAAGAUUUGGAUGAGGUGGCGGAGCGCUCGGGCGCGCCGCUGCGUUGCUGCCGGCGGCAGUUCGACAACGUGCGCCGCGUGUUCCGGGGCGUCGAGGAGAUGCCUGGCAACGUCGUUGCCAAUAUUAGAUCCACGUUCUUACUGUCGGAGCCACUGGCCAAGAAAUAUGGCGCGGUGGUGUUUAUAGCGUGCAUGAGAUUCGAGACCACGAAACGCAAGUUACAGUAUCUGUGUUUCAACGACUUCUAUCACUGCGCUCAGUCAAUAAUGACCUCUUGGACCUAUUCGUGCACGGGCCCCGAGUACUACGACACGGAGAUGGACCGCGAAUUCUUACUAGAGCUGAGGGAACUGCGGAUACUGUUGGACAAGGAAAAGGAACACAAACACUUGAUAUGUAUGCGUCUGAAACCGAAGCUAUUGGAGAAGUCAUAUCAAGAGUUAGAACUGAACUUCAGGUUAUACACGAGAGCCCUGGUGGGCCUGGCGUGCAACCUGCACCGAGGGAGGGAACUCAGGUCACUGUUUAUUGACCUCCUGGAAAGAUGUGUGGAGCCAUUACGCGCAGGCGGCUGGCCGCGCACCGACUUGGCUCAGUUUCUGAGCGCAUACGAGCAAUGCGCACUACAGAUGGACGUGCUCAGAGAAGCGGAUUUGAAGAGCGUCUGGGAGCGAUAUAUGAAAGUAGUCAGUCAGUGCUUACUCACAAUGUAUCACGCUUGAAGACCAGC
Molecule: messenger RNA, 1137 nt
Organism: Cydia amplana
Lineage: Eukaryota; Metazoa; Arthropoda; Insecta; Lepidoptera; Tortricidae
Gene: Fibp
Product: acidic fibroblast growth factor intracellular-binding protein
Exons: 12
Coding region: 56-1129 (357 amino acids)
Cellular component (GO): nucleus
Source: RefSeq, a predicted model, not a curated record